AUUCAAACGAGUGACCGUUGGCGUUGGGUGGCUGAUUCAAAGUUUCAUCUCAAUUUAAUUUUGUUUUAUUUAGCAGCAUCACUACUUGACUUGUUCACUACCAUUCCUCCAAAAACCAUAAACUCGUCGCUUGAGUUUAGCUCGCACACUGUCACACAACUCCCUGUCCAUGUCCAUCUCCUCAUCCGCCGCCAGGCCCCAUGGCUGGCAACGCCCUCUACACCCUUUACAGAUUGUGGGGAUAUCAGUUUUCUGUUUCCUAGUUGCUGCCUUUUAUUGCUUUCUUGGCCUUUUCCUUGGCAACAGAAUUGCAGAGAUCACAGUGAACACUGCCUUCUCCUUUGCGGCACUUUGUGUUGCUCUUCUGUUUAUUAGGUGUGCGGCCAUAGAUCCUGGUGACAAGAGCAGAUUUAGAUUUAGAAAGAAGAAGAGGAAGGGCAACAAUUCCAUUGGGCUUCCAAAGCUUAAUUAUGGAUACAUUUUCAGCCGGAUUUUGUUGAGAUUCUUCAAGAGGAUGGAGCGCAAGAUCCUUAGGACUUGGAUAAGAAGGAAGUAUUUAGAUCCUUGGAAUACUAAAAUUCAGAUGGAGCCCCUUAUCCCAUUUCCCCUUGUCCUUGAGGACGAUUCUCUUACUCCUAAUCCAAAAGACGAUGACAUCUCUUUUUGCUCCCUAUGUGAUUUUGAGGUUUACAGGUAUAGUAAACAUUGUCGGACUUGCAACCGUUGUGUUGAGGGAUUUGAUCACCACUGCAGAUGGUUGAACAACUGUGUUGGGAAGAAGAAUUACACAACCUUCAUUCUUUUGAUGAUUUUUGUCUUGGUCAUGCUUAUCAUAGAAGGAGGAACUGCAGUGGCAGUAUUCGUUAGGUGCUUUGCUGACAGCAAGAGUAUAGAACAGGAGUUAAACAAAAGACACUAUGUAAAAUUCCCUAGAGGAGUUCUUGCUGCCUUAUCCGUUAUAUUCGUUUUGCUGACAACAUAUAGCACAGCUGCACUUGGACAACUUUUUUUCUUUCAUGUACUUCUCAUUAGAAAGGGAAUCUCAACCUAUGAUUACAUUUUAGCAAUGAAAGAAGAGAACCAGUCUAUGGAACUAGAGUCGCUUGAAGAUUCAGACUUUUCUUCUGAUGACGAGGAGGGUGAUGAGAGUAGCGACUCAGAUUCAGCUCAAAAACAUGCAUUUAUACCACGGAUCAUAUGCAAAGAAGGAAAAAUGCAGCAGUUUCAGAACCCACAAAAAUUGGCCAUAAGGAUUGAUGAUGGAGAAGCAGACUCCUCCUCCUCCUCAUCAUCUAUGUUGAAUAAAAAGCAAGGUUUCCGUGCAAGCAUUGAUCCAUGGAAACUAAUCAACCUGAGCCGAGAAAAGGCCCUAUUUGCUGCCGGGAAAGCCAGGGAAAGGCUUGUGAGACAAAAACCGAUGGUAGAAAGUGAUCCAAUGAAGCCCCUACCGCUGGAAACAAAGAGUGGACCACUUAUGAAACCAGAUAAAGAUAUGACGCCUCUGAUCGCCAAAGGGAGACUUAUAAACUCACCUCGACACUUCUCCAGUCCAAGAAGACGACUUUCCUGUUCUCCAGUGCAACUGCAGCAUGGAACUACAACUGUGCCAUCGCCUAAGCACAGAUACAGAAGUGAUUUCGAUUUGAAGUUGACUCAGGUCUCCAGAGAGCUCGAGACUUACAUAUCCAGACAGGUCUUAUGCUCUGUAUUGAAGAGUAACGGCAAUGAGGCUUCUCCCAGAUAGCAACGCAAAUCACUGCAACUUAUGU
Messenger RNA from Sesamum indicum (sesame), 1769 nucleotides. Lineage: Eukaryota; Viridiplantae; Streptophyta; Magnoliopsida; Lamiales; Pedaliaceae. The record is from RefSeq and is a predicted model, not a curated record.